GUGGGGGCGUGAGUGGGCGGAGCCAGGCGCGAGCCGCGGUCGCUGCGGCAGGAGGCGGCGGCGGCGGUGGCUGUGGGGCGCGGAACCGGAGCUUCCUGCCCGGGACGGGGAAGGGCUGCGGGGCCUGACGCUCUGCACUGCACUGGCCUGGCGCUGCAGGGAGUUUUGGCAGAGGUGCGAGCUGUUCACUAACUUAGCUGCGGAGUAGAGACGGACAGACACCAUGGCAGAAAAGGUGAACAAUUUUCCUCCGCUUCCAAGAUUCAUCCCCUUGAAGCCAUGUUUCUACCAGGAUUUUGAUGAUGACAUUCCACCACAGCAUCGCACCAUGGCCAAGCGCCUUUACUACCUCUGGAUGUUGAACAGCAUCACCUUGGCAGUGAAUCUGAUUGGCUGCCUCGCAUGGCUGAUUGGAGGCGGUGCAGCUGUUAAUUUUGGACUGGCAAUUCUCUGGCUCCUGCUCUUUACACCCUGCUCCUAUGUCUGCUGGUUUAGACCUAUUUACAAAGCCUUCAAGACAGACAGUUCUUUCAGCUUCAUGGCUUUCUUCUUCACCUUCAUGGCCCAGCUGGUGAUCAGCAUUAUCCAGGCGGUGGGGAUCCCUGGCUGGGGAGUCUGUGGCUGGAUCGCAGCAAUAUCCUUCUUUGGGACCAGUGUGGGUGCAGCUGUGGUGAUGCUUAUCCCCACCAUCAUGUUUACAGUCGUGGCAGUCUUCUCCUUCAUUGCCCUCAGUAUGGUGCAUAAAUUUUACCGGGGCAGCGGAGGGAGUUUCAGCAAAGCACAGGAAGAGUGGACCACGGGAGCUUGGAAGAACCCGCAUGUACAACAGGCAGCGCACAACGCGGCAGUCGGAGCUGCACAAGGGGCCACGAUGCAGCACGAAACACAGUAUUCUGCCACUCCUAACUACACCUAUUCCAAUGAGAUGUGAGCAGAAGACUCUGUCCUGAGGUGGGGUGGGGAGGGGAGGGGGGGGAGAGGAGAGGGAGAAUACUGCUGAGCCAGUUCUGUGUAAGGAUUUCAAUAAGGGAAGCGUAAGAUACUUGAUUUUUUCCCUUUACUCUAGAACAGGGUUGGUUUUUUUUUUUUUUUCUUUUUUCUGAUUCUCUUUUCUCAUUUUGAAGAAGCUGUGAGUUGACCUGCAGGACACUCGUGCUGUGCGGUAGUAACUGUGUGCUUGUGUUCCCCUGUGAAGUAGUGUAUGGUGGUGAUUUUUAAAUUACUGUGGUGAUAGGUGUAUGUAAUAACAUCAGCAAAAAAAUAAAACCCCAACAAGCUCACCAAAAUGUCAAGAGCAAAACUGAAGAUCCCUAACAACUUGGGAGUUCCAGUGGCUAAUACUUCCAGUUGCUAAUGUGUGGCUAGUAGUGGCUGUCUCUAGCGAGGACUGGUACCAAUUCAUCCAAUCCCAGGAAUUAUUUUUAUUGUAGCAAGUUACUAGCUGAUUUGGCACUUAAAUUCUCUGAAGCCAGGAGGGGCUCCCGGUCCAUAUCGUCCCUCCUAGGUUCAGAGACAACAGGUUCUCCUAACACAUGGUGUUGUAAUCAUUUAUUCUUCGAUGUAUUGUGAGGAAGACAGUAUUGGUGUGUAACUGUACAGCAAGGGCCCCAAGGCAGUGUUGGGAGUUUGCCCUGUUUGAAUUGUAGUGGACCUUCCCUUUAGUGUGAAACUUUGGUACAUUCCAAAAGCUCUGGUCUGAGUUCCACACUCCAAGCCCUAUAUUUUUAAGGUGUCCAGGUGGGAAAAGUGAUUGUAAAAUUGGCGCAGUGUUUUUCAACAGAUCUACUCUUUGCCAUAGUAAGGGCCAAAUCUUGUUACUAGAAACAUUGCUUCAAUUGUAUUGCUUAUGUAAGUAGUGUGACCAGGAUUUGGCCCUUCAAAUUAUCAAGUCAUCUGCUGGUUUUAGGCUCCUUUGAAAACCAGAGGCUAAGGGAGUGAAGUGCCCAACUUCCCUUGAAAUUCAUUGGGAUCAGGCUUGCUUGCUAAUUCCAACUUUAAUGUCUAAGUGUUUGCUCCUGUUGGCCCUGAAAACCCCAUGCAGCUAGGGGAGAGCAAGUUGGAUUCAGACGUCUUGCACGUUGUCGGUGCAGUGGUCAACUAAAUUUGCACUGUCACAUUUGCUGAUAUAAAAUGCAGAAGAAAACAACAACUUCAAUUUCAGAUCCUGGGUGGAAUUUACAGCCCCCGCGGUUAAAAGAAAAAUAUUUUGACUCCGAGGCAAUGGAUGUUACUGGGAAGGAAUAGGGGUGAAAUAUGCUUAUUUUUAGAGAGAGACAUUUUAGACUUUGAAAGCACUUUAAGUAGGGAGGCCAGAUUUUCACCAAACCAUAAUCGGAAAUUAGUUCACAUUUAAUCUAAUCAGGCCCCUUUGAUCAAGUAUCUCCUUUCUUCCCUGAUCAAUGCUCCCCAAAGUCUUAAACCUGUAGCAGCAGGCAAGUGGUGGUCCUGUAAUUUAGUGACUCAACAUUCCACAGCUUAUUUGUUUUCUAGUUGCCCUGCUUUUCAGGCCAUCAAAAUCCCAUCUCUUAGCUGUCUAAUAAUGUCUGUAUAUGAAAUAUAUAUGCAAGAAUUAUGCCGAUAUGAAUGAUUUUUUUCCAGCAAAGCCAACCAAGAAUAAAGAAUUUUCCUUUUUAAGGAUGCAACUUAAAUAAUUCUGCAGCAGCCAGUUGUCUUUUGACAAGGCUGUGAAAUAAAGGUAUGAUAAAAAUGUAUAUAUCUUAUGGAGGAAAGGAAGCCUUCACUGAGCCUAGUAUAUACUUAAUGAGAUUUUAAAUAUUGUGCAAUUAAUUAUAGCUAGUCUAAAAUGUAUUCUACCAAACCUUGUGGUCUGUUAGUCCCCUGGUUGAGAAUGUAGACAUUAACAGUGAUUAUUUCGCCUUCUGUGUUCAUAGUAAGAAAGAUAACCUAUUAAAACACGCAGUAACACAAACAUACAGCUUUAGCCAACCCUCCUCUCUAUUACAUGCCCAAAAUCUAUGAAUGUGACUGAUCCUCAGUAAAAUGACACUGAAUGCAUCAGCAUGGCUGCCACUGAUGACAGAAGCUGUGCAGAAUACGGUACCUUGAUUUAAUUAUUGUUUGUACUUAACCUGUGACUGCUAGCCGAAUGGUGCCAAGGGUUUAGAUACUGCUCUAACUCUGGAGAAACUCCAAUGAAAUCAAAGGAUUUACAGUAGAUUCUCACCAAUAUGAGAUUACAAUCUGCUCUGGCCCAUUGGUGGAGUCAGCAUUUCCAAUGGCAAAUCGGAUGCCAAUGUAGCUUUUUGGCUGGCAGGUAGGGUGAGGGGGGUGUUACUUUAAAAUAGCAACAGUUCAUUGGCUAUAAAGUAUUCACACAGUUAAAUUCCUCACAAAUCUGCAACCCCCAUUCUCUAUCUUUUUGUCUGGAGAUUCCUCACUCUGUCUUGAGUUUUAUGUUCUACGUGUGUCCAGCCAAUUCCGAAAGAUCGGGCUAUAAAGAUAUGAUUAUGUCACAGUGAUCAUCACUGGCACAGAACUGUGAAUUUUGCCAUUUAAGUGGACGUUGUUGCCACAGAUUAACAGUUCGUUAGCUUUGAUCUAGACCUGUUCCAAAGAGGACUAUAUCAAAGCAAACAGCAGCAGGGUCCACAAAGUUGCUCUGACCAUAGCGUGAAACGAUCUGUUUUUACUGUGAUUGUGCUGUGAAUUACGCAUAAUUUUACUAUGGCAAAAUCUUAAGCCAUAGUGAUGCAUCGUAGGCCCAACUUCCAUUCUGAGAGGCGCAGGCAUUUUGUUAUCUUGCAAACAGUGGCAUUUAGAUUCCUUGACCACACGACUGGGAGUGUUUCAUGCCUAUUAAAAAUAUGAAUAUUGUUAAGGAAAUCACACAAUCUUCUUUCCAACUGUAUCUACUAAAUGAAAAACAAAACAUUAGAAUCUGUGAGCACUGUCCAUUUGUCUAUGCCUCAUGAGUGCAUUGUGUCCAACCUUAUUAUGCACUAAAUUAUGUAUGCUAAGAUUUUAACUCUCUAGUAUAAAGCCCCUACUACUUAACAUAGGUCUUUCCAGAGACCUAUCAUUGCUCUAAAGACUAUUAUAUAGAAAAUAUUUCACCCUUUGCUCUCCAGUGCUCAUCCCCCAGCUAAUCUCCACCAUCUGCUCAUUGGCUACCUGGAGUAAUCCACUCGCCUCUUGUGUAGAUCUAAUAAAAACUGGUUAAUCCUGCAUGGAUUAGACUGCAGUGUAGAUGGGUGCUUUGAAAGCUCACUGAUGCCUGGUGCUCUGCUCUUAUCUUCUCACAGCUCUAUUCCUUUCCCUUUCUCUUAUUUUUCCCCCUCCCAGCAGCAAAUUUCUUGCUAGCCUCAAUGUCUUAUUAAAACACAACAAUAAAUGGAAUCCUUGUUGGAGUAAAUAGAAUUUUCUGAGGACUUGAAAACCUACUUCAGCAAACUGCACAAGUUCUUUAAAUGAUGAGGUAUGUUCAUUAAUAUUUCUGGUCCUCUUCAUCCUCGUGCCCUGGAAACAACUUUCAGAAGCCAACACUCUUAAGUGCACAGAUUGGCGCUGUGGCACUAUAAAAAAACAUUUCACUGAAUUGCGACACUCACAAGCUAAUAUAUUAUAGCUAUUUCCUCACUCUGUUAAAAUGGAGUUUCAUUCCUAAUUCUGUCUGGAAAGAAUUUGCUAAACUAGUUUGGAGUUUCAGCUGGUCAGAAUUAAGGACAUGCUGCUGUAUUGAAGCAGGUAUUCUACGAUUAACUACACUAAAGCACCAUAUGCCAUCCCCAUUUACGGAACUGACUCAGGCCCACCUUUGUAACACAAAGAUAAAAUAAUAAACCUCACAGCCUGGGAGUAAAGUGCCAGGCAUAGAAUGAGAAAAGGGACAUGGGGCUCCAUAACAGCAUGAGAACAAAUCUCUUCAAAUUGUAAGAGAAAGCCCUUUGGGCGCUGGAUAAGAAUUAGGCUCAGUGUUCGAACUAGAGGUGGGCUGAGGAGAGUCGGUGCUUGGAUCUGUGUCGGGUGAAGGUUGAAGGCUGAAAUCCAGCAAUCUUCUCUCAGGAGAAUUCCAUCAUCUUUGGAGUACACCAAGCCAAACAAGAUCCUGGAGAAUAAAAGGUCCCAUUGCUCUUUGGAUUCAACCCUGAUCCAGAAUUAGAGGGGUGGGUGUACGUCUGUGUAUUCAGAUCCAACCUAGCAUCUCCCAAAACUCCUGGAUGUAUGUACGAUUCUAGCUCAGUCCUGUCUCUAGUUGGAACAUUGCACGCCAUAUGUAACUUUUAAUUUGUUGGUGGAGGCAAGUGGUGGUUGUGAGCAUGGCCUAGUCUGUGACAUAAACAGUCUUAAGGCGAAGUGGUCUGAAAUCUAAUAAUGUGCUUUCUGAGAAGGUUCUGUGGGAAAUUUGCACUGAAUCAUGGUGGGUUUUGCUUCUGUAACAAACAGUAGAGAAUGCUCUGGCAUGACAGGUUCUAGACGGAGUUCAGCUGGAUAGUAGAGAACAGAAAAACCUCUAUGACCAGUGUGUAUUUCAGCAUAGUUCAGUGUAGUAAUGGUGCCAUAUAAUCCUUUCAAUGUAUCAACAGUCAGGGUUCUUUUAAAAUGUAAAACAAAUUGGAUGGAUGGUUAAAUAUUUGGACCAUUUGUGACUAUUCAGAAAGCUGCUGUUUCCUUGAGUCAUUCCGUGUCUGUCCUGAUAAAUCAGUGUCAUUCUGGAGAAUAACAAUAAACAAAAAUUCUCUAAA
Chelonia mydas (Green sea turtle) is the source of this 5702-nucleotide messenger RNA. It is a transcript of the gene SCAMP5, whose product is annotated as secretory carrier membrane protein 5. Bases 224 to 931 code for a protein of 235 amino acids. The transcript is spliced from 7 exons. Gene Ontology annotation, cellular component: recycling endosome membrane; trans-Golgi network membrane. The record is from RefSeq and is a predicted model, not a curated record. Gene Ontology annotation, biological process: protein transport. Lineage: Eukaryota; Metazoa; Chordata; Testudines; Cheloniidae.